AAUGGAACCUAAAUCCAGCUUAAGCUCACAGGAGGAACGUGCUCUUAAAAGUUCAGAGAAACUCAAAAUGUUGGACAUAACGCGAGAUAAGCCAGUUAAGGUGUCCGUUAAAGUGGCCGUACCGGUGCGGGAUCAUCCCAAAUUCAAUUUUGUUGGAAAGCUGCUGGGCCCGAAGGGCAAUUCAAUGAAGCGUCUCCAGGAGGACACAAUGUGCAAAAUGGCCGUACUGGGGCGAGGCUCGAUGCGCGACCGCCGGAAGGAAGAGGAGCUGCGAGCCAGUGGCGACAGUCGUUACGCCCAUCUCUUUGAAGACCUGCACGUGGAGAUUUCAACCUUUGCGGCUCCCGCCGAAGCACACGCUCGCAUUGCCUACGCCCUGGCGGAAGUGCGUCGGUUUCUGGUUCCGGACUACCAUGAUGACAUACGACAGGAGCAGAUGUGGGAAAUGCAGGCACUGACGUCGACACCCACAUUGAGCCACCUCGACGACUCGCAGAGUCCGACAAACACAAACCGCGGCCUGGGCGGUGGCCUGGCCGACAUGGACACGUCCAAUGACGACAAAUCGGACAACGAUACUAGCGGCAUGGAUUGCCUAUCGCCGGAUAAGCUUGACUGUAGUCAAUCCUGCAGCAGCAGCGGUGGCGAUACACAGCUCCAACAGCAGCAACAUCAACAUCAGCAGCAGCAGCAGCAGCAUCAUCAUCAUCAUCACCAGCCAACCAGUCACUUCCAUCAGCUACUUCAAACACAUGGCGGAGCAAGUGCUGCAGCUGCGGCUGCCGCCUGUGGUGACCAUCUCGCUGGACAAACAACUACUGCAACAGCAGCUGCACUUCACACCACAGCAAUGGCGGUGGCACUGCAGCAUCAGUUGACGGCUGCCGGCAUAGGUGGACUUUUGAAGCCAGCACAGGGCGUGGGAGUGGGAGUGGGCGGUGGCAUGUCAGGUUUGCCUGCAGCACAGAGCGGCGCUUCGGCACUGCAACUGUCUGGAGAUGGGGAUGCAAACACAUCAGCAUUAACGUUGCUGGAACCACCAGGAGCGCUGCUGCAUCCCGCGCUGCGUAACGUGAAGGCCAUCAACAUAGGUGGCGGCCUUGGACGCAAACGACCGCUUCUGGGUGUUCCUCGAUCUGGCAUGAAUCCCACUAAGCGCACCGUGAUGAGUUUGCUGGCGCGGGCCAAGAACUCGCAGGCUUUGCACACAGUGCGUCAACCCGUCGUCACCGCCACCAGUUUUGCCGAGCCUCUGCAGAUGCUGGCCUCACCUUUCAUCAUUCCGCACCAGGGAAUGGAUCAGUCGAUCUUAGCGCUGCCCAAGGAGAGUCUCGCCCAAGGCGUCUAACCCUACGACUUCUACACGCUGCGCAGCACUGAUGGUCCAACCUGACCGACUACAAUUUGCCCCGCCUCCUUCUUCUAAAGACACAAAUAAGUUAAGGUUACCAAACACAAUUUAUGGAAUACACGAUGAGGAAAUUCGAAUCCAUCGAGAAGCCCAUCGCACGAUGCAUUACGAGUUCCGAUAAAAACUAUUUAAAUCCUCACAUGAUGCCCCUUGGGGAAUAACUGUACACGUCUUUGAAGAAACUCCAGAGGUAAUACCAAUACCAGAGAGCCUACUGUCUACACACGAUUUGUUUUUAAGUGAAGUAUAAAUAAAUGAAGCAAGUACUUUUAA
This is a messenger RNA of Drosophila innubila, 1684 nucleotides long. Its product is annotated as homeobox protein abdominal-A. Gene Ontology annotation, biological process: regulation of alternative mRNA splicing, via spliceosome. The coding region runs from base 2 to 1348 and encodes 448 amino acids. The record is from RefSeq and is a predicted model, not a curated record. Gene Ontology annotation, molecular function: mRNA binding. The transcript is spliced from 7 exons. Gene Ontology annotation, cellular component: nucleus. NCBI's taxonomy places the organism in Eukaryota, Metazoa, Arthropoda, Insecta, Diptera, Drosophilidae.